UUCCUUCCAUUUCACAAACAUAAAUAUAUCAGCUUUCUUUAUUUUUCCGUUCACUUCAUUUUCCUUCUUCCCUUUCAAACUCAUCCAAACUUUCAUCUCCACUCUUUUCCAUCAACGAUGUCGGUGAAAGAAUGCCGCGGUCAUGGAGAACACCGCCGGAAAAUCUUCCGACGAAUCAUCGCCGGCAUCCUAAUCUUCCUCCUGUUAGUCCUCAUAACAAUUCUGCUCAUUUGGGCAAUCCUUCGUCCCAGCAAGCCCAGGUUCAUCCUCCAAGACACGACCGUUUACGCAUUCAACGCCUCCACCCCCAACCUCCUCACCUCCAAUUUUCAGGUCACUCUAUCUUCUCGAAACCCCAACGACAGAAUCGGCAUUUACUACGACCGCCUCGACGUUUACGCCACUUACAAUAACCAGCAAAUCACACUUCGAACAUCCCUCCCAACCACGUACCAAGGUCACAAUGAGAUGAACGUCUGGUCCCCCUUCAUCAACGGCAACUCGGUGCCCAUUUCCCCGGAAUUCUCCGCCAGUUUGGCAUCCCAACAAGCUGCGGGGUCGAUUUUCUUGAUGAUCAAGAUUGAUGGACGGGUGAGAUGGAAAGUUGGAGCUUUCGUCUCCGGCAGAUAUCAUCUCUACGUUAGGUGUCCGGCUUAUAUCACCUUCGGGAGCAGAAGCACCGGCGUUAUGGUCGGAGAAAACGCUAUUAAGUACCAGUUCGUGACUAGAUGCAGUGUUAGCGUGUGAAGAUGAGGAUGGCUUUGGAAGAAGAUGGUGAAGAAAGAAACGCCGUUAAGUAUAUCGGUUUCGGUUAAUAUUUUAUUUUUCUUCUUUUAUACAUAUAGAGCUGGAGUAAAUUGUACAUUUUGCUAUAUAAUAAAUGAGAAAUAAUAAGAUAUGGGACAAAAAAUAGCAAAAUUUGCAAUUAAAUAUGUAAA
Hibiscus syriacus is the source of this 938-nucleotide messenger RNA. RefSeq names its product NDR1/HIN1-like protein 1. The record is from RefSeq and is a predicted model, not a curated record. Lineage: Eukaryota; Viridiplantae; Streptophyta; Magnoliopsida; Malvales; Malvaceae. Bases 118 to 747 code for a protein of 209 amino acids. The transcript has a single exon. Gene Ontology annotation, biological process: defense response to other organism.